This is a messenger RNA of Cavia porcellus (domestic guinea pig), 999 nucleotides long. It is a transcript of the gene Cd1c3, whose product is annotated as CD1c3 molecule. The record is from RefSeq and is marked provisional. The transcript has 6 exons. NCBI's taxonomy places the organism in Eukaryota, Metazoa, Chordata, Mammalia, Rodentia, Caviidae. Gene Ontology annotation, cellular component: external side of plasma membrane. Bases 1 to 999 code for a protein of 332 amino acids. Gene Ontology annotation, biological process: immune response; positive regulation of T cell mediated cytotoxicity; antigen processing and presentation, endogenous lipid antigen via MHC class Ib. Gene Ontology annotation, molecular function: endogenous lipid antigen binding; exogenous lipid antigen binding; lipopeptide binding.
AUGCUGUUUCUACAAUUUCUAUUUCUAGAUGUUGUCCUUGGAGGCAGUAUCACUAAAAAUGUGGUCCAGGAAAAUAUUUCAUUUUACUUAAUGCAGAUCUCAUCCUAUGCCAACCAAUCCUGGGUUCAAAAUUGUGGCUCUGGUUGGCUGGGUGAGUUGCAGACUCAUGGCUGGGACAGUGAAUCUGGCACAAUAAUUUUCCUGCACACCUGGUCCAGGGGUAACUUCAGCAAUGAAGAGCUGGAAGAUAUACCGCUUCUAUUUCAUGUCUACUUUUCUGGAUUAUCUCUGGAAGUUCAAGACCGAGUCAGUCAAUUACAAAUCAAAUAUCCUUUUGACAUACAGGCAAGAGCUGGCUGUGAGCUGCACUCUGGAGAGCCCCCAAAAGGCUUCCUCUAUGGAGCUUUAAAUGGAUUAAAUUUCCUGAGUUACCAAAACAAAUCGUGGGUGCCAUCUCCAGAGGGUGGGAAUAGAGCCCAGAAGGUCUGUGACUUACUCAAUACUUAUGAAGGCAUCAAGGAAACAGCAUACCACCUCAUCAGAGACACAUGCCCCCGUUUUCUAUUGGGUCUCCUGGAUGCAGGAAAGAUGGAUCUUCAGAGACAAGUGAGACCAGAGGUCUGGCUGUCCAGUAGUCCCAAUCUCAAGCCUGGUCGACUGUUGCUGGCUUGUCAUGUCUCUGGUUUCUACCCAAAGCCUAUUUGGGUGAUGUGGAUGCGAGGUGCACAAGAGCAACUGGAAACUAAACAAGGCGAUAUUCUUCCACAUGCUGAUGGGACAUGGUAUCUUCGGGUGACCCUGGAUGUGGCAGCUAAAGAGGCAGCUGGGCUGUCUUGUCGAGUGAGGCACAGCAGCCUGAGAGACCAAGACAUCAUCCUCUACUGGGGACAUGGCCUUUCUGUGAUCUUGAUCACCUUUGCAGUGAUAGUGCCCCUGGUGCUUCUGAUUAUUCUUGUGUUGUUGUGUAAGAAAUGUUGCACAUAUCAGGGUAUCCCAUGA